Molecule: messenger RNA, 657 nt
Organism: Volvox carteri f. nagariensis
Lineage: Eukaryota; Viridiplantae; Chlorophyta; Chlorophyceae; Chlamydomonadales; Volvocaceae
Exons: 6
Coding region: 1-657 (218 amino acids)
Molecular function (GO): protein binding
Source: RefSeq, a predicted model, not a curated record
AUGGCAGCAUCGGCAAUCGAAAAGCAACCAUCAGGCCUUAUCACGUUGCUAACAGAGGAUGGAAGCGAAUUGCUUGUCGACAAGGAGCUCCUCUGUUCCAGUUCCAAGUUCUUUGCCGGCAUGCUGACAACCUGCGACACGACACGUUUGCAUGUGGAGGAGAAUAGAGAGGUGAUGGAGUCGGUGCUGACCGUCAUGCGCGGCUCUCCGCCUGCGAAUACUUUUGACACCCGCUCCACAGCCUGCUGGGCCAUCUUUAAAAAGAUUCUGGUUGUAGCUGACAAGUACGACAUGAGCCUUGUGAAGGAGCGUUGCGAGAAGUGGCUGGUUUCUAGGUGUCUUCGAGGUCGCAUGCGGUCGCAAUCGUUCAAGUUCCAGGACGUGGGCGAGGGCUUUGAGUGGCUAGCCAUCUGCCAGAAAUUCGAUCUGAAAGACCUAGGCUGGUACUGCGCCUACGACCUGGGCACACAAUUGGCCCAGGGUGCUUGGUCGCGUCCGCUUCACGAGUGCCUGGAGGGCGUGACGUGUGCGGAUAUGCUUAAAACGAUCCUGGAAGCCGUACAGGCUGCUGUACUCUGUAGCGGGCCGCUGGGAGGUGUCAGCUCCGGUGCUACGAUGGGUGCCGAUCCGGGCAUGCCUGGCCUCGGACCGGAAUAG